AUCCCAACAGAGCAAUGUCUAAACCACAAGCAAGGGUCGAGCCCGAGGCGUACUAUCUCCAGAAGGGCACCUUCGUCCCCAACAACCGUCUUCCGGCUCUGGUGUACCGGGAUGUCCUCCCCCGCCCGCUGAGCCGUGAGUCCGCCAAGGCACUCUGCGAGGGGAAUCACUGGGAACGGAGAGGCGAAUGGGGUGCCAUCUGGGAGGCGCAUUUCCACCCCAACACCCACGAAUGCUACGGUAUUCUCCAAGGGCAGUCCAUCCUAGUUUUAGGCCGUGAGCGUCACGCAGAGUCUACAGGAGGCGUGGAGGUAGACGUACGCGCGGGAGAUGUGGUUGUUGUCCCAGCGGGCGUGUCGCAUCGGUCGCUCAGCGCCACAGUCGACUAUCGUUAUAUGGGGGUCUACCCGGAGCAAUGUCCCCGAUGGCGUAAUGACUUUUGCAAGGGUACAGAAGCGAUGGACAAGUUGGAAGAAGAGAUCCGAAAAGUGAUCAUCCCGGACCAUGACCCGGUGUAUGGCUUGGAUGGACCGUUGGCGGUGCUGUGGCGAAAGGCGUCCCGGGAGAGUAAGCUGUAGUCGAGAUAGGAUGAUAUCGGGACGUUACUUCUCAUAAAUUAGUCUUGUUUAUUUAUCACACUUUAACAAAUGCAAUCCAGGGC
Molecule: messenger RNA, 661 nt
Organism: Aspergillus candidus
Lineage: Eukaryota; Fungi; Ascomycota; Eurotiomycetes; Eurotiales; Aspergillaceae
Product: cupin domain-containing protein
Exons: 3
Coding region: 15-578 (187 amino acids)
Source: RefSeq, a predicted model, not a curated record